Annulohypoxylon maeteangense is the source of this 6280-nucleotide messenger RNA. Its product is annotated as Sec7-domain-containing protein. The record is from RefSeq and is a predicted model, not a curated record. Bases 426 to 5993 code for a protein of 1855 amino acids. NCBI's taxonomy places the organism in Eukaryota, Fungi, Ascomycota, Sordariomycetes, Xylariales, Hypoxylaceae. Gene Ontology annotation, biological process: regulation of ARF protein signal transduction. Gene Ontology annotation, molecular function: guanyl-nucleotide exchange factor activity. The transcript has 2 exons.
UGGAAAUAGGCCUUGCCAUCAAUUAAAUCUACAGUGGACAGUGUGGAGCGAAUCCUUUUUCAGGGAAUAUUGAACAUUGACAGCUUGGCCAGUCCAAACUUCCAGAAAAAAAAGUUGCGACCUUAGACAUUUUAAUUUACACGCGCUCUCAUCUCCCCUGACAAUAAAGAAACUCUGUUUGAACUCUCUAUUCUAGUCAGCCAAGGCGACGAGAUUUGUAUAUCGCAUUCACGAAUACGAUUCCCUAAAAAGGACAGACAGGACAAACUACGCAUUCCAGAAUAUACCGAAUUAAUCCCUAGCUACGCCUACACUACGACCCGUGUCGCGAACUCGUCCAACUUGAACUUCAACCGAAUUCCCGUCUACGAAAAACGGAUCCUCCCCGAAUGGCACCUACCUCUUCUCCUUAAGCUCGGCGAACAAUGAGCUCCUUAGUCUUUCUGGUGUCCUCUCUUGAGGCCAUCGCGGCCUCUAAAGAAGCGCAGAGGAAUAAACAGCUCGCCGAACUUACCGAGAAGGCCAUCACGGCCAUCAAAGAAGGGGGAUCUGAACUGCCCGAUCCCCAAGUUGUCUUUGCGCCUCUGCAACUAGCAACUAAGACCGGAAGCAGUCAGUUGAUUAAUACUGCUCUCGACUGCAUACAAAAGCUUAUAUCCUCAUCCUACUUCUCUAUCAUUACAAGCACUAUCCAAGAAGAUGACGCAGAACAAGCUUCUAUGAUAGAUCGUGCCAUCGACACAAUAUGCGAUUGUUUCCAAGGAGAGACGACUGCUAUUGAUGUGCAGCGUCAUAUCGUUCAGGCGCUUUUGGCUGCGGUGUUAAAUGAUAAGAUCGUUGUCCAUGGAGCUGGGCUGUUGAAGGCAGUGCGCCAAGUUUAUAAUGUAUUCCUCCUCUCCAGAAGCGCCGAGAACCAGCAGGCCGCUCAGGGGACCUUGACGCAGAUGGUGGGCAUGGUGUUUGAGCGUGUUAAGACGAGGCUUCACAUGAAGGAAGCGCGGGUGAAUUUAGGAAAGCUCAAGCAUAGCUCUAGUAAUGUUACGUUCGACCAGACAGAAUCGGUUGUUAACGGAAAUAAUGGUGCUGCCGAAGACGAAGAGAGCACCGACGAUUCAUCUUCCUCUAAUCUUCCCGAGAUCGCGCGUUCCGAGUCGACGGCUGAAGUAGGGGGGAAGUUGACCUUGAAGGAUCUUGAGAACCGAAAGAGUUUCGACGAUUCGAAUCUGGGCGAUGGUCCGACCAUGGUCACUCAGCUCAAGCCACCUAAGAAGACGACAAGGAGGGUUUCCGAGCAGACACAAAGCGAUACCCCUGACGCAGAAGAAACUGCCGAGUCUCUCGAUGCCGAAGACGAAGUUUACAUUCGGGAUGCUUACCUCGUCUUCCGGUCAUUCUGUAAUCUCUCAACUAAAGUCCUUCCACCCGAUCAAUUAUACGACUACCGAGGUCAACAUAUGCGCUCUAAGCUCAUCUCAUUACAUCUUAUCCGUACUCUUUUGAACAACCACAUGCUCGUUUUUACUUCGCCUCUAUGUACUAUUACUAACACGAAAAGUAACGAGUCAACGAGUUUCCUCCAAGCUAUCAAGUUCUAUCUCUGCCUCAGCAUUACUAGAAACGGAGCUAGCUCUGUUGAUAAAGUGUUCGAAGUGUGUUGUGAGAUAUUUUGGUUGAUGUCUAAAUUUAUGCGAGCACUAUUCAAGAAAGAGAUCGAGGUCUUCCUCAACGAAAUUUACUUGGCACUUCUGGCUAGGCGGACGGCGCCGCCUUCCCAGAAACUUUACUUCAUCAAUAUUCUGACUAGGUUUUGUGGUGAUCCUCGAGGACUCGUGGAGACAUAUCUCAACUAUGACUGUGAUUCUCACGUCGAUAACAUUUUUCAGACUAUCAUAGAAGAUUUGUCAAGGCUCGCGAUCAACCCUGUGCCGGUCACCGCAGCCCAGGAGCAGCUAUACGAGGAAAAAAACUCAAACUCAACGCCACAUAAUAGCUCGGAUUGGCAACUAAAAGGCAUGUUGCCGCCGCCACUGAACGUGAGGGAUAUUACCCCCCCUAGUGAACCGGAACCCGAGAUACCCCGAGAGUACGUGAUCAAGAGGACGGCGUUGGAUUCGCUCAUCGAGGCAUUGCGAUCGCUUGUCAAUUGGUCUGUUGUUGGACGCCCGGAUGUCAAUGGCGCUUCGCAUGAUAAUGAUACACGCGCCUCUGUAGAUGACAUUCGCGAGUCUAUCGAUCCUUCAGCUGCCGAUAGUACUUCACGUCUCGAGACUCCUCUCCCAUCCACGCCCAUCGUUGAUGACGAUCCCGACCAAUUAGAAAAGGAGAAGGCUCGAAAGACAGCUUUAGCCAAUGCCAUCCGCCAGUUCAAUUUUAAGCCGAAAAAGGGAAUCAGACUUUUACUCCAGGAAGGGUUCAUUCCAAGUGAUAGUCCUGAGGAUAUAGCCAAGUUUUUAAUCUCGGAUGAUCGACUCGACAAGGCUCAGAUUGGCGAAUAUCUAGGCGAAGGCGAAGCAAGGAACAUCGAAAUCAUGCAUGCCUUCGUCGAUACUAUGGAAUUCACCAAGAGGCGUUUCGUCGAUGCCUUGCGACAAUUUCUCCAGUCUUUCCGUCUCCCCGGAGAAGCUCAAAAAAUCGAUCGAUUCAUGCUGAAAUUUGCCAACCGCUAUGUAAUGGGCAAUCCGAAUGCAUUUGCCAAUGCCGACACGGCUUAUGUUCUCGCAUACUCGGUGAUUUUACUGAACACGGACCUUCAUAGCAGUAAGAUCGCUAGGCGUAUGACCAAGGAAGACUUCAUCAAGAAUAAUAGGGGUAUCAACGACAACGCUGAUUUGCCGGAUGAGUACCUCAUCGGUAUCUACGAUGAAAUUGCCGGCAACGAGAUUGUUCUCAAGAGUGAGAGGGAGGCUGCGGCUGCUGCGGGCAAUAUGCCUGCACAAUCAUCGGGUUUUGCUGCCGGUCUUGGCCAGGCUCUAUCAAAUGUCGGAAGAGAUCUCCAACGAGAGGCUUACGCGCAACAAUCGGAAGAAAUAUCUCUUCGCUCAGAGCAGCUUUUCAAGAACUUGUUUAAGAAUCAAAGGAAAAACGCCGCGAAAGCCGGUAUCAAAUUCAUCCCGGCGACGUCGUUCAAACAUGUCGGUCCCAUGUUUGAUGUGACGUGGAUGUCGUUCUUCUCUGCAUUUUCAAGUCAGAUGCAAAAGGCUCAAAACCUUGAAGUAAACAAACUUUGUCUAGAAGGAAUGAAGCAAGCUAUAAAAAUCGCAUGCCUCUUCGACCUAUCCACGCCGCGAGAAGCAUUCAUGUCCGCCCUGAAAAACACCACCAAUCUAAACAACCCUCAACAGAUCCUCUCCAAGAACGUCGAGGCCCUACGAGUUAUCUUGGAGCUAGGUCAAACAGAAGGCAAUUACUUGAAAGAGUCUUGGAAGGAUAUCCUCAUGUGUAUAAGUCAAUUGGACCGAUUGCAAUUGAUUACUGGCGGCGUUGAUGAAGGGGCUAUUCCUGACGUUUCCAAAGCUCGCUUCAUCCCGCCGGAGAGGACAAAUACUAGCGAGUCACGCAAGUCAACCGCGUCAACGCGACGAAGGAAUCGGUCGAAUCCAGGUUCAAGAGGUUUCUCCAUGGAAAUUGCCCUUGAGAGUAGAUCCGACGAAGUCAUCAAGAGCGUGGAUAGGAUAUUUAGCAAUACAGCCAACCUCAAUGGCGAGGCUAUCGUGCAUUUUGCUAAGGCCUUGACGGAGGUGAGCUGGGACGAGAUUAAAGUGUCUGGUUCCAACGACUCCCCACGAACGUACAGCUUGCAGAAGAUCGUUGAGAUCAGUUAUUACAAUAUGACCCGUGUCCGUUUCGAGUGGAGUAGUAUCUGGGCUGUGCUCGGCGAGCAUUUCAACAAGGUGGGAUGCCACAACAAUACGGCAAUCGUGUAUUUCGCGCUCGAUUCGCUAAGACAGUUGUCGAUGCGCUUCAUGGAACUCGAGGAACUUCCCGGUUUCAAAUUUCAGAAGGAUUUCCUGAAGCCUUUUGAGCAUGUCAUCGCCAACUCAAGUAACUUGACCGUCAAAGAUAUGGCUUUGCGAUGCCUGAUCCAAAUGAUCCAAGCCCGCGGCGAGAAUAUUCGGUCUGGUUGGAGGACGAUGUUCGGCGUCUUCACUGUUGCCGCGCGGGAUCCCAACGAGACGAUCGUAAACUUGGCGUAUGAGAAUGUCACCCUUGUCUAUAAAACACGGUUUGGUGUUGUAAUUUCCCAAGGAGCUUUUACAGACUUGAUCGUCUGCCUUACCGAAUUCUCGAAGAAUAUCAAGUUUCAAAAGAAGAGUCUUCAAGCAAUGGAGACGCUGAAAUCCAUAAUACCGAAGAUGCUCAAAACUCCGGAGUGCCCAUUAUCUCAGAAGUCCAAUUCUACGCCUGCUCCGGAUGGCACUGCCUUGAAAUCGCCAGAUACUCUGUCCAGACAACAAACUGGCACUUCGAUCGAAGAGGGUUUCUGGUUUCCGAUUCUGUUUGCAUUCCACGACGUAUUAAUGACUGGAGAAGAUUUAGAGGUUCGGUCCAACGCAUUGAAUUAUUUCUUCGAGGCCUUACUUCGCUAUGGCGGUGAUUUCCCCUCAGAUUUUUGGGACAUAUUGUGGAGACAACAGCUUUAUCCCAUUUUCAUGGUUCUACGAUCUAGGCCAGAGAUGUCAAACGCCCUAAACCACGAGGAACUAUCUGUUUGGCUAUCAACCACCAUGAUACAAGCGCUUCGUAACAUGAUCAUACUUUUUACCCAUUACUUCGAUGCACUCGAGUACAUGUUAGAUCGUUUCCUCGAGCUGCUCGCGCUCUGUAUAUGUCAGGAGAAUGACACAAUCGCAAGGAUAGGUAGCAACUGUCUACAGCAGCUAAUCCUACAGAAUGUGACCAAGUUUACCGAUGGCCACUGGUCCCAAGUUGUUGGGGCAUUCUGUGAGUUGUUUGAAAGGACGACAGCUUACCAGCUUUUCUCGGCUGCUACUAUCAACGCUCCAGCCGCUCUAUCGCCGCCACCCAAUGGUUUAGGAUUCGAAGUGCCUCUUACCCCCACAAGCGACACGCACGCAGAUGAAAAAUCGUUGAAGAUUAAUGGCACUGACAAGGGCAGCAUUUCCUCCGGAACCGACGCUGCUUCGGGUGCCAAUGCUCAAACCUCCAUCAUGGAAGAUCCCCUACGCCCGGCAAACGGUGUCGCCUCCGCCCGCCUCGAGGAUUACAAACCUGCUUCAUCUCUUCAGCAGCAACCCGUAGUAGUAACGGCAGCUCGGAGGCGUUUCUUCAAUCGCAUCAUCUCGCGUUGCGUCCUACAACUUCUAAUGAUAGAAACCGUCAACGAGCUCUUCUCCAACGACACGGUCUACACACAAAUCCCGUCUAGAGAGCUACUACGUCUAAUGGCGCUGCUCAAGAAGUCAUUCCUUUUUGCUAGACGUUUCAACGAGGAUAAGGACCUCCGUAUGCGCCUCUGGCGAGAGGGUUUCAUGAAACAGCCACCCAACCUUCUCAAGCAGGAGAGCGGUUCGGCGGCGACCUACAUCCAGAUCUUGUUCCGUAUGUUUGCGGAUACGUCUCCCUCGCGCGCAGAGAGCCGGCCCGAAGUGGAGAAAGCUCUCGUCCCCCUCUGCAAGGAUGUGAUCAAAGGCUACCUCGCGCUCGAAGAGGAGUCGCAACAGCGGAACAUCGUGGCAUGGCGACCGGUCGUCGUCGACGUGUUGGAAGGGUACUCCACGUGGCCGGAAAAGGAAUUUGGGGAACACAUCCGCGCGUUCUACCCGCUAGUCGUCGAGCUGCUCGGUAAAGAGCUUAGCGCCGACCUGAGGGGGGCCUUGCUCGCCGUCCUAAGGAAGGUUGGUGAAGUUGGACUUGGGAUCGAGGGCAUGACUGGUGGGCGACGCGAGAGUAUCACCAGUGUAAACAUCAGCGCGGAGACACCGACGGUAGAGCUGGAGGUAGGCGAGGUUGGUAUGGGCGGUCUGAGAGCAUGAGAUGGCGAACUCAUUUUCCAUGGCCUCAAGCCGACUCGGAACAGGACCAGGGCACGAGCAAAGCUACAACAGGUAGUGAUUUAUUUUCAAAGGGGCAUUGGAACAAAAAUGGACGCGAUCAAUAGAGACUAAGGUCAAAUUUGGUGUUUAGGGGUUCAUUGCCAUAAGCUGUUGUACGAUACACUUCAUUAUUGUUGUAUCGUGUAUGUUCUUAUGCACACGGUUUAGCUGUAGGCGUAUUUGUACAAUUGAAUCAUUUCACUUGCAAAAAAAUAGAACCAAAAAAA